Messenger RNA from Aedes albopictus (Asian tiger mosquito), 729 nucleotides. RefSeq lists its product as uncharacterized. The record is from RefSeq and is a predicted model, not a curated record. Lineage: Eukaryota; Metazoa; Arthropoda; Insecta; Diptera; Culicidae. Bases 1 to 729 code for a protein of 242 amino acids. The transcript has 2 exons.
AUGCUUCUGCAAGAGCUCGUGGAUAAGCUGCCGGCCAACAUAAAGUUCAACUGGGCACUGCACCAGGAGAACUUACCACUAGUUGAUCUGAAGGUGUUCAGCGAGUACAUGAGGAAGGUCACAACAGCCACCAGCGGAGUAACGAACUUUUCUGUCGCAGUAAAACCAACAAAGGACGAUAAGCCUCGACACAAAGACAAGGUGUUCGUGAACGCUCAUGCGGCCCAUGAGCAGAAGGGUGCAGUUCAAGCUGUCAACCCAUCUUGGGAUUGGCAAAGGCGAACUAAAAGCGGAAAAGACAAGUCAGUCAUAACGAACAAAAGUUGUCCUGCAUGCGGCGCUCACGACCACACAGCUGCGAGUUGUGGAAUCUUCAAGAAGCUGUCGAUUGACGGACGGUGGAAUUUCGUCAAGGAAAACAAACUGUGCCGUCGAAGUCUCGUUUCCCAAACACGCUGGCCAUGCGAAGGAGAAGUUUGCGGUAUCAACAACUGUGACAAGCGCCACCAUCGUCUACUACACUCGGAGCCAAUCAAGAAACAGCCAGUUACCGACGCCACUGUUACCAUCCACCGUCAGCCCAUUUCAUCGACGUUGUUCAAGAUUCUGCCUGUGACAUUGUACGGGAAGAAUGGCUCGGUGAAUACGUACGCAUUCUUGGACGACGGUUCAUCUGUGACUAUCGUGGAAAAAGCUAUUGCAGACCAACUUGGAUUCACCUCUGCAUGA